AUGAAUCCACAACAUGAGAGUCAUUUUGUAAAUAUAGCAAGAGAUCGUUUUCCCUCAACAUCUUCGACGGAAGACAACGAGAGUGUGACCGAGUGGGCGGACGUGCGGCCGGUGAUGCAGCCGCGCCUGCCGCCGCCGCAGGCCAUCAUAGUGGGCUCGGUGAGGAAGAGGCGCGGGAACCUGCCCAAGAACUCGGUCAGGAUACUCAAGAGGUGGCUGUACGACCACCGGUACAACGCCUACCCCAGCGACGCUGAGAAACUCGCCUUGAGCCAAGAGGCCAAUCUCACCGUGCUACAGGUGUGUAACUGGUUCAUCAACGCCCGCCGCCGUAUUCUGCCGGAGAUGAUCCGUCGUGAGGGUCACGACCCUCUACAGUACACUAUAUCUCGCCGAGGCCGCAAGCAGCCGGGCCUGGGAGUAGGCCCCGUGGGGAUGGUGUCGGCCUCCACCUCAACAAUGAGCGUCAUGCCCGGGAACGUGACCGUUGCCGGCUGGGAGGGAGUAGAGGUUCAGAACAUAGAACAGCCUCGCGGGCAUGACUACGGCGACGGUUUGCUGGUGUACCGCGAGGGGGACGAGCUGGGGGACGGGGAGGAGGGGUACUCGAGCGCUGUCAGCGAGGAGGAGGUGAAGUACGACCCCUCGGUGUGGCAGUCCGUUAUACGGUACGGACCGGAGGAACAGGACCUACAUCAUAUUAAUAGAGGGUCGUCGGUGGUGAGCAUGUCGAGUGAGGGUAUGGAGCUGGUUGAAGGGGAGGGUGUGUGGCAGGCGCCGGCUGUUAGGAGGCAGGUGAGCCCGCCGCCACCACCCGUGGCCGUGGAGCUGGAGAUGCUGCCGGCUAUUGACAAGGAAGACAAGUUCAAAUGUCUGUAUCUGUUGGUGGAGACGGCGGUCGCGGUGAGGCAGAGGGAGAGGGAGCAGGAGGACUUAGUGACCGUUAAAUAA
Danaus chrysippus (African queen) is the source of this 951-nucleotide messenger RNA. NCBI's taxonomy places the organism in Eukaryota, Metazoa, Arthropoda, Insecta, Lepidoptera, Nymphalidae. The record is from the annotation of a GenBank genome assembly.